UGGAAGUAAAUCCACCGGAAAAUAAUUAAUAAGAGAUAGCCGAAAAUAAUUAAAGUGCUCAGGAUAAUCUUUAGAGAGAUAAAUGUAUGUAGUAUAUUCAGUGUAUUGAGCUUUAUCAACAUUCCAAGGAUUACAUGAUUUUAUAGUAGAAAAUGAGACAUAAAAGAUUUGGGCGACGUGGUCGCCAUGUUCGAUUUGAUAUGCAAAUCAGUAAUCCGGAUCCGCAGGAUCCUUUGUUGAUUCACUUGAUUGUGUGAAUAUCUUGAAAAGACGUCAUUGAUGUAGUUUGUCCGCACAGAGUCACCAUGUAGGCAUAACGUCCAAAGACACCAUGCAUAUGUUAUUUGGAUAAGCUUCUACUACUAUGUACAGGGUCAUUGUGGGCGCUCCUCUGGCUAAGGUACUUGAUCGCGUCCAUGGUUGCUGUGGACAUGCUCUCUGGAUAAGCCUACCCCGACAUCCACGGUCACUGUGUAGUCCCUGAUCUUCUAUUAACUUGCGUCCACAGUCGCCAUGUACAGUAUUUUAUCUUCUAACCCGCGCGUGGUCACCAUGUACGAGCUCUUCUUAUACCUUGUCAUCAUCCGGGCAUAGUUACCAUGCACAUCAACCUCUAACUGUUUUCAUCCAUGUUAACCCGGUCAACAUUUAUCCAUGGUUGGGAUAAUUAUACCAUCAGGAUCCCUCGGGUUUCUCUUCAUCCCGUAUUUCAUAUCAGUUACCGCCCAUCUCAUCCCGAUUCUUCUCGAAAUCGCCGUCGAAGUCAUCAGCGAUGCCCCCGCUGCGUAUUUCGUGGGCUUGGUGGCGAGUCUUUUAGGAGUGGUCGCCGUCAUCGUGGCUUGGGAGAUCCUCGAUCUACGAUCUAGGAAGUGUGGGAAUCCGAAUUGUCAGGGGUUGAGCAAAGCGGUGGAGUUCGAUAUCCAGCUGGAGUCGGAGGAGUGUCUCAAGUAUUUGCCGGCGGACGCCGCGGCAAACGGGAACGUGUUUUACAAUUACGGAUCGAAGCGGUUGGAUUUGGGGCAGGAUCGGAAAGAACUUGAGGCGGAGCUCAAGAGAAUGGCGCCGCCCAACGGACGGACGGUUCUCAUCUUCCGAGCACCCUGUGGGUGCCCCGCAGGUAGACUCGAAGUUUGGGGCAACAAGAAAGUUCGUAAGAUUAAGAAAUGAAUCAUCAUCACCAUAGUAGACUUGAUAAACAUACUCUGUAAUUUGAUAUACAUACAUUAUGAAUAAAUAACUAAAUAAAUAAAUAAAUAAAUAAAUAAAGUCCUUCAUAAUUAAGAAAUGAAUCAUCAUCAUCAUCAGUUUAUGAGAGUAUAUACUUCCUCC
Messenger RNA from Cuscuta epithymum, 1329 nucleotides. Lineage: Eukaryota; Viridiplantae; Streptophyta; Magnoliopsida; Solanales; Convolvulaceae. The record is from the annotation of a GenBank genome assembly.